UAGAUCUGUCUGCCCCGGUGGAGGAUUGCGGGGAGCCAGCCUAGCUGCGUCCCCAGGUUGACAGAUGGGCUGUGGGCACACUCUGGCUUCUCGGCCCUGCCUUGGGGCCACAACGUCAGCCAGGAAGUUGAGUGCCAUCGCCCAUUCCUCUGAUUUUACAGAGGAGGAAACCGAGGCCCAAGGUUGUCCAGCAGCUAAUAUGCAAAGCUCAUGGAGCCUGCAGGUGUAGAGCAAGCAGGACCCACAGCGCUGCAUUUGCUCUACAAUUCUGGCUGUACUGCCCACAGCUUGGGUAACACGGGCCUCCUGGGAACAUGGCAGACGAAGACCUCAUUUUCCGCCUGGAAGGUGUUGAUGGUGGCCAGACCUCCCAGGCUGGUCAUGACGGUGAGUCCGAGGCAGACAGCGACGAUGAGGAAGGUUACUUCAUCUGCCCCAUCACUGAUGAUCCCAGGUCACACCAGGAUGUCAAUUCCAAGGUUAAUAACUACUACAGCAACCUAACAAAGAGUGAGCAGUAUGGCUCCAGUGGGUCCCCGGCAAGCUCCUUCCAUUUUAAGGAAGCUUGGAAGCAUGCGAUUGAGAAGGCCAAACACAUGCCUGACCCCUGGGCUGAGUUCCACCUGGAAGAUAUUGCCACGGAAUGUGCCACACGUCACAGGUACAAUGCUGUCACUGGGGAAUGGCUGGAAGAUGAAGUUCUGAUCAAGAUGGCAUCUCAGCCCUUCGGCCGUGGAGCAAUGAGGGAGUGCUUCAGGACAAAGAAGCUCUCCAACUUUCUGCACACUCAGCAGUGGAAAGGAGCCUCCAACUACGUGGCAAAGCGGUACAUUGAGUCUGUGGACAGGGAUGUGUACUUUGAGGAUGUGCGUCUACAGAUGGAGGCCAAGCUCUGGGGAGAGGAGUAUAAUCGACACAAGCCCCCCAAGCAGGUGGACAUCAUGCAGAUGUGUGUGGUAGAGCUGAAAGACAGACCAGGCAAGCCGCUCUUCCACCUGGAGCACUACAUCGAGGGCAAAUACAUCAAGUACAACUCCAACUCAGGCUUUGUUCGCGAUGACAACCUGCGUCUGACACCACAGGCCUUCAGCCACUUCACAUUUGAGCGUUCUGGGCAUCAGCUGAUUGUGGUAGACAUCCAGGGUGUGGGCGACCUCUACACUGACCCACAGAUCCACACCGAAAAGGGCACUGACUUCGGAGAUGGCAACCUAGGUGUCCGGGGGAUGGCGCUUUUCUUCUACUCUCAUGCCUGCAACCGGAUUUGCAAGAGCAUGGGCCUAGCUCCCUUUGACCUCUCACCCAGAGAGAGGGACACAGUGAAUCAGAACACCAAGCUGCUGCAGUCCGCCAAGACCAUCUUGAGGGGGACAGAGGAAAAGUGUGGGAGCCCCCGAGUCAGGACCCUCUCUGGGAGUCGCCCUCCCUUGCUCCUUCGCCUUUCAGAGAACUCUGGAGAUGAGAACAUGAGUGAUGUGACCUUUGACUCUCUCCCUUCCUCCCCAUCUUCGGCCACACCACACAGCCAGAAACUGGACCACCUCCAUUGGCCUGUGUUCAGCGACCUUGACAGCAUGGCAUCCAGAGAGCACGACCAUCUGGACAACCACCGGGACUCUGAGAACAGUGGAGACAGUGGAUACCCCAGUGAGAAGCGGGGUGAGCUGGAUGACCCAGAGCCCCGAGAACAUGGCCACUCAAACGGUAACCGGAAGUACGAGUCAGACGAAGACAGCCUGGGCAGCUCUGGACGGGUCUGCGUGGACAAGUGGAAUCUCCUCAACCCCUCCCGCCUCCACCUGUCAAGACCUUCUGCUGUGGCCCUGGAAGUGCAAAGGCUUAAUACUCUGAACCUUGAAAAGAAAAUCGGGAAGUCCAUUCUGGGGAAGGUGCAUUUGGCCAUGGUGCGCUACCAUGAGGGUGGACGCUUCUGUGAGAAGGGCGAGGACUGGGACCGUGAGUCAGCCGUCUUCCACUUGGAGCACGCAGCCGACCUGGGCGAACUGGAGGCCAUCGUGGGCCUGGGGCUCAUGUGCUCACAGCUGCCCCACCACAUCCUGGCUGAUGUCUCUUUGAAGGAGACAGAAGAGAAUAAGACCAAAGGAUUCGAAUACUUACUGAAGGCAGCUGAAGCUGGCGACAGACAGUCCAUGAUCCUGGUGGCUCGGGCUUUUGACACCGGCCAGAAUCUCAGCCCAGACAGGUCCCAGGACUGGCCAGAGGCUCUGCACUGGUACAACACUGCCCUGGAGAUGACAGACUGUGAUGAGGGCGGCGAGUAUGAUGGGAUGCAAGAUGAGCCUCGGUACAUGCUGCUGGCCCGGGAGGCUGAGAUGCUGUUCAUCGGUGGCUGUGGGCUAGCGAAGGACCCACAGAGAUCAGGCGACUUGUACACGCAGGCAGCCGAAGCGGCGAUGGAAGCCAUGAAGGGCCGGCUGGCCAACCAGUACUACCAGAAGGCGGAGGAGGCCUGGGCGCAGAUGGAGGAGUAGCUUGCCCGGGAAAUCACUGCCGGCCAGCCCCGCGCAAGAGGGCUAAGACGGGGCGGGGGAGGGAGAAGACUUAUUGACUUAUCUGGGGUUUUUUUGGCGAGGAAGGGCAAGUAUUUUUAGUGUGCUGUAAAUUAACUUUUGUAUUUUGUUUUUUGACUCUUGAAAAUGUCUUUUCUACGAGUGGAGACACUUAGUUGUCCUUUGGGGCAGCAUCUUGGGGAGCAGGAAUUGAAAAAGCAGCCUAAUGAACCAACAUAUGGUUUUAAGGGUUUUUUUUGUUUUGUUUUUUUGGGUUUUUUUUGGGGGGGGGUUGGUCAUGUGAUCUAAGAAAAUACAUUACCACCAUGGAUAAAAAAUUAGGGCUUUGCUCACCGGCUGUUUCAGGCUGUACUGAAAUGAAAUCUCAGGUCCACAGAAUUUGUAUCCUGAGUUGUGAUGGGGAAGGUAGAGCUGCACAUCAACUUUCCAUGGGGUGUGUGUUUUCAUGACUGAGUGCCAAGCCUUAAUUCUCAGAGCAUUUGGAAGCAUGCAUGGCAUUGUUCUGUGGAUAUGAGAUUGCACGGUACCCGGCCCCCUUCUGCUGGUGGCAAAGGCCCGCCCACUGACCCUUUGCUAAUCUUUUAGUUUAAUUUCCUUCCCGAGUGCAACUGAUUUUCUGGAAUACAGCCAAAUUCCGUUUUGUAGCAUGACUUCUACAGUGGGUUUUAUAAAACAGGUUUGAUUUUUUGUAUGCACAUGUUUACUACCUCUAACUUAUCCAUCAGCUAGUGUGGAAUUGGGUGCGCCUCAACCUUUUAUAUGUAAGAACAGCAAUUUGGAAUUGGAGCCUUUCCUCCAAGCAGACAUAGUCUGCAUCUCAGCGGCAGCAUCCACCGUGUAACUGAAGUGUCUUUGUACGGUGUUUCUCUGUGUUUUCUUAGCAUCUCACGUUGGUAUGUAGGCUCUGUUCCCCAGCCCCUGUCCUUGCCAUUUUCUGUUUGAAGUUGGGCUGAUUUUCUUGUAAAUUGCAGCAGUAAGAGUUCAGCAGCAGCCCCUUGAGAUUUAUCCAAGAUGUUUGAGGAUGAGAGGGCAAGAACUCUAAACACUCAUUAAUUCCAGUAGUUUCCCCAGGGCCAGGCUGCGUCUCUCUGUACUUAAUGAGCUUUCCCUUUAAAAGGAAUAAGACUUAAUAUGACUCAGCUGGUGUGUCAAAGCAAACACACUGCUUUGAUCGAGCCCAAGUGCCAAAGCAGCCUCUCUUUCUGUGUUUAAAAAUGAAAACAUAAAAAAGCAGAAUAUGACAUACAGACCGUUCUUAUCUAUUAAAACAGCUCUUUCAACACAUUACUGUUAAGUGCUGUGGAUGGCCUGGAUAGAUAGCUAAGCAAAUGCUUAUUGAGGAGUCAGUGAACCUGUGUAUGCAUUGUGUUCGAACUGCAGACUGUGCCCUAGGGGAAAAAAAAUCAAACAUACUCAGAAUUACCCUUGAAAAAUAUCCUUUAAACCACCUGUAAAUUACAGUAUCCCUCAUUUUUGUGUGGGUUCACCACAACUGGCUUCAUUUAUGAGUUGGGACUAAUCACCCUGUUUUCAUUUGUACUCAAUCAAGAAGUUGGCUUGCAUUAGGUUUUUUGUUUGUGUGUUUUAAACCAGUGCAUAUAGUUAAAUUGCAUAUGGUAAAUGUACAUGAGAAGCAGCUUGCUUGUGACUUAUCUCUUACCUCUGGUAAAGGGCCUGAUAGUAAAUAUUGUAGGCUUUGUAGGUCCAUAUGGUCUCUGUUGUAACGACUCAGCCCUGGUGUUAUAGUGAAGAAACACCCGGGAACAGUACCUAAAUGAAUGAGCUUGGCUGAAAUUCCAAUGAAACUUUAUUUACAAAAAUAGCCUGCCCAGGCAGUAGUUUGCUGACUCCCACUCUAAUCCUUGACAAAGGGUUACUCUGAAGGCAAAAGCUAUCUCAGUUUUUCAGCUUUCAGUGCUCAAAAACACAGUGCUUUGGCAAAGUAGUCACUCAAUAAAUGUGUGAGCAAAUGGAGAACCAACCCUAGUCAGCACCUAAUCCAUGGCUCUGAUUUCUUUCAACCAGUUAAUGACUUGUCUGAAUUGGCUUUCAGUGUCACUCCUCCAGUUCCAUCCACCCACCUCUAUGGCCUUAACUCAGCUAGCUUCUCUUCCAGGAGGCUGGGAUGGCCUGGAUAGAUAGCUAAGCAAAUGCUUAUUGAGGAGCAGUGAGAGUACAAUGAUCUGCAAAAUACCAAGAUCCUGAGCCAGUAGGAGAACUUACCCCACCUUCGAAACCUAGUUUUGUGUCUGCUAAAGGUGGUUAGGGCAUCUUUUUUGUUUCAGAUUCUGGGCAUGCAAAAGACAGAGAACCCCAGGACAUUCCAGCCUAAUUGGGAAGACAUCAGAGACCAUCUUCAAGUGCAAGGGGCAGGUGAAGGUCCAGAAGAUCAGCAGAGUCUGGGAUAUAGUCCCAUAUCUUCCAUCAUAGAUGGAGAAACCAAGGUUUUGAAAGAUAAGACUCUCGCUGUGACCCUGCUGGUUAGCAGCUAGCUGCAGCUAAGAUUUGAAAGCUGCUGUUAUUUAGAGGAUCCUGGGAAUAAAAGUUAAAAUUAAUCUAGAGUAUAAUGUCCCUUUCAGUUUUGCUAUAGGUUUUGUUUCUUUUUUUUAAAGCAGACUUUUUGGAUGUAAGGAGGGAAAAACCAUCCCCAACCCCAGUGCAUCUGAAUAUCCCUUCCCAUCCCCUCCCCUGGGGCACUGUGGGAAUUCAUCAUCAAAUGCAAACUUGGGGAACCAAGCCAGGUAAAUCACCCUGGUUGCUAUCUUAGUGACUUCCUUUCAUCCCAACACAUUUGUCUGCAGUACUGGAAAUGAUUUACAAAUCAACACGUUUACAAAGGUAUAUGCAGCUUAUGUGGGGGAAAGGGGACAAUAUGCAUUUUCUCUGCAUGGAUUUAUGCCUUUUACUCCUGUUUCUUGUCUCAAGGUAACCAUUUAACCAAAAUGAGGUGGAUCUUGGGUGGGGCCCAGAGGAAUGGCCUGUGUUAUAAAUUUAUUUUUGCAUAUGUACCAAGUUCCAUAUCGUCUUUUCAAAUAAAGUGGUUUCUUUCUUUCCAGUCUCAAAUACAAAUGACUCCUAGUAAUAAGGGACAAAGUGGCUGCCUGGAUGAAGUAGCUGUCUGGAGGGCCCAGGGUUCAUCUGAAAGGAGCAGGUGGGAUUCAGCUCCAAGUGAUUGUCACCAUGGGAAGUGUGUGGGCACAGUGUCACCCCAUUUUCCAGUCUUUCAAGAGCUGCUGAAAUUGGAUUUGUUAAUGCAAGGUCUCCUGAUUUUUAAUAUUUUUAAUAAAUUCUAGUUUUUAAAAAAA
Molecule: messenger RNA, 5836 nt
Organism: Canis lupus familiaris (dog)
Lineage: Eukaryota; Metazoa; Chordata; Mammalia; Carnivora; Canidae
Gene: EEF2K
Product: eukaryotic elongation factor 2 kinase
Exons: 18
Coding region: 315-2492 (725 amino acids)
Biological process (GO): protein phosphorylation
Molecular function (GO): ATP binding; calmodulin binding; elongation factor-2 kinase activity
Source: RefSeq, a predicted model, not a curated record